GAGGGAGGAGGGAGGGGGGGUGGUGGAGUGGAGGGGAGAGGAGGGGAGGGCGGCAGGCUCUGUUUACCUUCCUGUUUUUUUUUUAAUUUAUUUUUUCUCCAGUUUUUUGGGGUUUGUGGAGUAGGCUCCAGGCUGGACCGCAUGCAUGACACAACGCAAAGGCGAGAAACCCACCAUCAGCAUCCAGGAGCACAUGGCCAUUGACGUGUGCCCUGGCCCCAUCCAGCCCAUCAAGCAGAUCUCAGACUACUUCCCCAGGUACCCGCGGGGCCUCCCCCCAGCAGCGCCCCAGCAGGCGGGCCACGCCGGGCCCCCGAGCCCUGCCCUCUCCACCUCCACCUCCACCUCCACCUCGGCCGCCUCCUCCGCCGCCGAAAGUGAGCGGCCGAAUGAGGAUAAGCCGGAGCGAGCCGGCGCCUCCGCCUCCUCCUCGCAGGCCAGCAGGAGGGACGAGGAGCCCGACGUGGAGGGAUACGAUUCGGACGAGUCCACCACGUUGGGGACCUUGGAAUUCAGUUUGCAGUACGACCAGGAGAACAACGCACUGAACUGCACCAUCAACAAAGCCAAGGGACUCAAGCCCAUGGACCACAACGGGCUCUCCGACCCUUACGUCAAGUUGCAUCUGCUGCCCGGAGCCAGCAAGGCCAAUAAACUUAGAACCAAGACCCUGCACAACACACUGAACCCCGUCUGGAGCGAGACCCUGACCUACUACGGCAUCACCGACGAGGACAUGGUCCGAAAGACUCUCAGGAUCUCGGUGUGCGACGAGGACAAGUUCCGACACAACGAGUUCAUCGGGGAGACGCGGAUUCCCCUCAAGAAGCUGAAGCCCAACCAAAUCAAAAACUUCAACAACUGCCUGGAGAAACAAUUACCUGUCAACAAGACGGAGGACAAGUCCCUGGAGGAACGGGGGCGCAUCAUGAUUUCCCUCAAGUACAACACCCUCAAGUCCUGCCUGGUGGUGGGCAUCAUCCGCUGCGCCCACCUCGCCGCCAUGGACGCCAACGGCUUCUCCGACCCCUACGUCAAAACGUACCUGAAGCCCGACGAGAACAAGAAGUCAAAGCACAAGACGGCCGUGAAGAAGAAGACGCUCAACCCGGAGUUCAACGAGGAGUUCUGUUACGACAUUAAAUACGCUGACCUCACCAAGAAGACCUUGGAGGUGACCGUGUGGGACUACGACAUCGGCAAGUCCAACGAUUUCAUUGGAGGAGUAUCUCUGGGCAUCAAUGCAAACGGAGAGAGGCUCAAACACUGGUUUGACUGCCUUAAAAACAAGGACAAGAAAAUUGAGCGCUGGCACACGUUGACCAAUGAAUUACCGGGUUCAUUGAACGACUGAAGACCCCCCCCCCGCCCCCCCUCCAGAUAGGACUUCCUGCCCCGGUUUUCCCGUCUUCUUCUCUGGAUUCUCCUCACAGCGACCUGCGACACCUCUUUGGGGUGUUUCCCCUGAACAGAAACACCCUCAGCUCUGUGUUCUCAUGUACGAGUUUCAUUUAUGAUCAACACAAAUUCAAUGGAACAAAAUGAUCAAUCAAGGGAAUCGGGGUGUUCAAUUCGUACCCUUCUACAAUUCUGAAUUUGAUCAGCGCAGAACAAAAAAAAAAAAAAGAGUCCGCUGCUUUCUAUUCGAUGAGUUCUUUUGACAGCAGCUGAAUAAAUCCCCAAUAAUGGACCAAUCGAGUGGAGAAUCCAACAAGGAUGUA
Molecule: messenger RNA, 1721 nt
Organism: Pungitius pungitius (ninespine stickleback)
Lineage: Eukaryota; Metazoa; Chordata; Actinopteri; Perciformes; Gasterosteidae
Gene: doc2b
Product: double C2-like domains, beta
Exons: 9
Coding region: 146-1354 (402 amino acids)
Biological process (GO): regulation of calcium ion-dependent exocytosis; exocytosis; spontaneous neurotransmitter secretion
Cellular component (GO): membrane; synapse
Source: RefSeq, a predicted model, not a curated record